AUGGACGCCCUGAAGAACGCUGGAAAAGUAAACAACGCCAAGGAAGAAGCCAAAAAUGUUAGCCAAAAGCCCGGUCAGGCCGCUAAAGGCAAUGUCGAAGAUGUAAAAUCCGGCGCUAACAAGAAUGUACAGGACCUCAAGAAUAAUCCCCAAAACGCCGCCAGCAAGGCCAAGGGAGAAUAUGCCAAGCAUUCCGCCAAAAACAACUUGAACCAACACAUGCCUGGUGGCUUCAACAAGAACGACGAAGAUGCCGCUGGUAAAGGCGCCUCUAAUGUAGGCGGUCAAUCCGACUCCCCUGACAAGGGUGCCUCUAAUGUGGGUGGUCAACCAAGCUCCCCUAGCAGAGGUAGAGAAGUGCAAGGCGCUGAGGGUCUCGGUGCUGGAACUGGAGCUGGAGCUGGUGCUGGUGCUGGUGCUGGUGCUGGUACUUAUGGCGGCCCUCAACGUUCUGCUACCCAACGCGAAACUGGUCAUGGAUAUCCAAGCGUUCAUCGCGAACAGAGCACAAAGUCUAGCCACGGUGGCUAUGAAGGAUCCCGUUCCGUCUCUGCUAACGGCGGUGACCCACAAUUCACCAAUGUGAAGAUUACUGCUACCCAAAACAACAUUGAUGCCCUUACUGGUGCUCCCGUUCGCAUUGUCACUACCACCAAUGCCCGUAUCCAACCCGACGACAAGUCUCUUCACGAAUUGCUUGAACAAAGACAACGUGCCUUGCGUGAGGCCCGUGAAGCUGAAGAAGAACUUCGUCGUGCCCGCCAUUUUAAUAACCGUUCUAGUUCCGAGGCUGCUGGUCUCGAAUCCCGUGCCAGACAACGCGCUGAAGCUGCUGAGAUCGCUUCUCAACGCGCUCGUGAUGCCCAAGCCAACAUCGAACGCUCUGCUAGUCUCAGAGAAAGACAAGCUAAAGAAGAGGCUGACCAUGCUCACGCUGUCUUGCGUGAAGCCGAGUUGAAGCACCGUCUUGCUCAAAGAGGUGCCAACCGUGAUGUUGCCAGAUCAAGAUUGGAAGUUGCUCUCAGAAAUCAGGAGUUGUUGCAAGCUGACAGAGAGAGAAAGGUAUCACACCAAAGAGCUAUUAUUGAUAGCUGCAAGGACGACUUGGAUCGCGCCAAUCAUGACGCUGCUCUUGCCGAAGCUCAGAACAGAAAAAUCCAAUAUGAAUUCAGUGCUUUGCUUGCUGAAUUGGAGGAACGCAAUGAUACCACGCUUCGUACUGCUUCUAUCCGUGAGGCUGAAGCCAGAAACUUGGAAGUCCACAUGGAUGAUACUUUGAAGGAUGCCAGAAUGAGAAGCAGAAAUGCUACUGAGCAAGUUGACCGCCUCCGUAGUGAAAACAAGGCUAAGUACGCUGAAAUUGAUACUGGUGUCAACCAAGCUCGCAAUGCUUAUGCUCAAUAUGAGCAAAACAUUCCAACCAGACGCCAACAAUACGGAUCCGAGCUUGACGAUGCAGCUGAGGCCUUGAAAGCUGCUCAAGCACGCUUCGAUGCUGCCAAGAGAAGGGUUGACCAAUUUGAAUCUGAAUCUCGUCAACAAUUGUCACUUCUCCAAAACAGAAUCCGUGAUUCUGAAGAUGCCGCCAACCAAUUCCGUAUUCAAGCCGACAAGAGAGACAAGGAGAUUCAAUACAGUGUCACUCAAGCUUAUGACGCGGUCAAGGCAGCUGAAAAGCGUAAUGAAAAGAUUGCCGAAGCUGCUAGAGCUAAAGAAUUGGAAGCUAAGGAAUUGUAUGCUACUGCUCAAAGCAUCACUCAAGGAUUAGAAACCAAGCGUGCUCACCCUCCAUCUCCUGUGAGAGGUAACUUCCAAGCUGAAAUUGAACGUGCUCAGCAACGCUACAAUAUUGAACAAUCCAAAUUGAGUGAAUUGGAUACUCGUGAACCUUCCGACUAUGCAAGCGAUGUUGAAGCUGCUAGGAAUGCAUUGAGAGAAGCCGAAAACGCUUAUGUAAGUGUUGAACGUGAAUACACCAGCGUUAAAGGUAGCAACGAGAAUUUUAAACCCACUAGCUAUACUACUGAGCCUAGUAGUAGCGGCAGCUAUGAACAUCAGAAACCGGAGGAGACUAGUACUACAAACCGUGGUGCUUCUCAAGCAUAUCACUACCCAGCAACUACUAAUGCUCCCACUACUACUUCUAAGAGUGCUGGUCCUGCUUAUGUAGAUGCUCCUCAUCCCGGCACUGGUCCAUCAGGAUCCCACGCUGGUGCUGCUGGAGCCGGUAUCUCAACCGUUCCUGGUACUGCUCUUGGUGCAGAUAAUGUCAGCGGUACUUACGGCGGUGGUGGUAAUCUAGGUGGCAGCGGUGCCAAGGGAACCCAGAAUAAGGGUAGCGGCAACGGUCUCAAGGAUGACCUUAGCGACUCCGAUUCCGAGUCUAGGGACAUCUCAAGGAAGAAGAGUGGAAAGUCUGCAAAAUCCGACCGUAGAGGCAGCGCCAGCAGUACAACUAGCCGCGGCGGAUUGAUGUCUAAUGUCAAGCACGCAUUGGGCAUGGAUAAGUAA
Molecule: messenger RNA, 2511 nt
Organism: Schizosaccharomyces osmophilus
Lineage: Eukaryota; Fungi; Ascomycota; Schizosaccharomycetes; Schizosaccharomycetales; Schizosaccharomycetaceae
Gene: lsd90
Product: Lsd90 protein
Exons: 1
Coding region: 1-2511 (836 amino acids)
Source: RefSeq, a predicted model, not a curated record